AUGGCCGAGGGAAUGUUCAAAGCAUUGUUGUCUAUUUUUGCGGCCACGGCGUUUGCUAUGGCCGAGGUGGCUCGUGGACAGCGAGUGCCUUGCUAUUUUGUUUUCGGAGACUCAGUCUUCGACAAUGGUAACAACAAUGACUUGAAUACCUCAGCCAAAGUUAACUAUUCACCUUACGGUAUUGGAUUUGCUAGAGGUCCUACUGGCCGGUUCAGCGAUGGUCGUAAUAUUCCCGACUUUAUCGCUGAACUAAUGAGAUUCAGUGAUUACAUUCCACCGUUCACCGGAGCAUCGCCGGAACAAGUUCACACCGGAAUAAACUACGCUUCUGGUGGCGGCGGAAUUCUCGAAGAAACUAGCCAACAUUUGGGUGAUAGGAUCAGUUUUAAAAGACAAAUAAAGAAUCACCGGACGAUGAUUAUGUCGGCGAAUGGGUCACCGGAUAAGCUGAAGAAAUGUUUAUACACAAUUAAUAUUGGAAGCAAUGAUUAUCUCAACAAUUAUUUCAUGCCAGCUCCGUACAUUACCAAUCGCAAGUUUACUUACGAUCAAUAUGCUGAUUCCCUCAUUCGACGCUAUCGCUCUCAUUUGAAGUCAUUGUAUGUCCUAGGAGCAAGAAAGGUGGCGGUGUUUGGGGUCAGUAAGCUCGGAUGCACGCCACGGAUGAUAGCCUCCCAUGGAGGCGGUCAAGGCUGCGCCGCUGAGGUAAACAAAGCGGUUGAACCUUUCAACAAGAACCUCAGGGCUCUCGUCAAUGAGUUCAAUACAAACUUCGCCGAUGCUAAGUUCACCUUCGUCGAUAUGUUCUCCGGCCAAACUCCUCUAGCGUAUGCUGCCUUAGGGUUUUCGGUAACGGACAAGAGUUGUUGUACGGUAGAACCAGGACAAGAGCUAUGUGCGGCGAACAAACCGGUUUGUAAGUCUCGAGAACGGUAUGUGUACUGGGACAAUGUCCACAGCACUGAGGCGAUCAAUGAGGUUGUGGCGAAUACUGCGUUUGCUGGAGUCAUUACUUUCCCUUAUAGCAUUGCUUUACUUGGAAUGCUAUAG
Molecule: messenger RNA, 1050 nt
Organism: Arabis nemorensis
Lineage: Eukaryota; Viridiplantae; Streptophyta; Magnoliopsida; Brassicales; Brassicaceae
Source: the annotation of a GenBank genome assembly